AUGAAGUCCUGCCUUAUCAUCUCCCUCUUGGGAGCCGCCGUCGCUCCCGCACUCGCCGCAAAGGGCAACCUGACCCCAAUCACCGUCAAGGGCAAUGCCUUCUUCGCCGGUGACAAGCGCUUCUACGUCCGUGGUGUCGCCUACCAGCCCGGUGGCGCCGCUGACGCACAGGACCCUCUGCUCGACCUUAAGUCGCUCAAGCGCGAUGUCGACAACUUCAAGAAGCUCGGCAUCAACACUGUCCGUAUCUACACAAUCGACAACUCCAAGAACCACGACGAGGGUAUGAAGAUGCUUGACGAUGCCGGCAUCUACCUGGCUCUUGACGCCAACACCCCCAAGUACUCGCUCAACCGUGAGAACGCCGACACCCUCCACACCUCGUACAACGAUGUGUACCUCCAGUCUGUCUUUGCUACUGUUGAUGCUUUCGCCGAGUACAACAACCUGAUGCUCUUCUUCUCCGGAAACGAGGUCAUCAACGCAAAGAACAACUCCAACGCUGCUCCUUACAUCAAGGCCGUCACCCGUGACAUGAAGCAGUACAUCUCCAACCGCCACGAGCGUAUCAUUCCCGUUGGAUACUCUGCCGCCGAUGUUUCUGAGAACAUUGAGCAGCAGGCCACUUACUUCAACUGCGGUACCGACGACGAGCGCUCCGACUUCUUCGCUUUCAACGACUACUCUUGGUGCGACCCUUCGUCCUUCACCCAGUCCGGCUGGGACAAGAAGGUCAAGACCUACGGCAACUACAGCAAGCCCAUCUUCCUGUCCGAGUUUGGUUGCAUCACCAACACCCGCCAGUGGGGUGAGAUUGCUGCUCUGUACUCCAAGAACAUGACUGGUGUCUACUCUGGUGGUCUCGCCUACGAGUACACUGUCGAGCCCAAUGGCUACGGUCUCGUCGAGGUUGGCUCUGACGGCAACAUCAAGCCCAACGCGGAUUUCGACCGUCUUGCCAAGGCUCUCAAGGCCACCCCCAACCCCACUGACGACGGCGGCUUCAAGGAGAACGGCAGUGCUUCCCAGUGCCCUGCCGAGUCUGACGACUGGCAAGUCAAGGGCACCAACCUCCCAUCGAUCCCCAAGAAGGCUGCUGCGUUUAUGGACAAGGGUGCUGGUUCAGGUCCCGGUCUUUCUGGCGAUGGCUCGCACUUUGCUGGUGAGCCCAGCGAGUCUGAGGCCCAACCUGGAUCUGGCGAGCCCACGCGCGCUCCUUCAGCUGGUGCCACUGGCUCUGCCGGUAGCCAGGGUGCCGCUGCUGGCCUCGAGGUGCCCCUCCGCAUCAUCGGUAUGGUUGCUGCGAGCACUAUCUUUGGCGCUGUGCUUCUGUUUUAG
Messenger RNA from Bipolaris victoriae FI3, 1338 nucleotides. Its product is annotated as glycoside hydrolase family 72 protein. Gene Ontology annotation, molecular function: 1,3-beta-glucanosyltransferase activity. Bases 1 to 1338 code for a protein of 445 amino acids. The transcript is spliced from 2 exons. Lineage: Eukaryota; Fungi; Ascomycota; Dothideomycetes; Pleosporales; Pleosporaceae. The record is from RefSeq and is a predicted model, not a curated record. Gene Ontology annotation, cellular component: cytoplasm; fungal-type cell wall. Gene Ontology annotation, biological process: fungal-type cell wall (1->3)-beta-D-glucan biosynthetic process.